GCGUAUCUCGCAAUUUCUAUCCUUUCAUAUACAGUGUUCAGACAUAUUUGUUACUUCUAUCAUACUGCUCGAAGACCAGAACAAGCCCUAACUCGACAAAUCAAACGAGUAAUCGAGCACAACAAGCCUGUCCAAGAAACUCUAUCGAACAGAGCAAUCAAAAUGACGACCGAAGACCAAGAAGAACCCUUCGAAUAUUUUGCCAAAGUCACACUCGGAAUCGUAUGCUUCAUAUGGUUCCUUGCAACCCUCUUCUGCACACCAGUCGGACGCUGGCUUCGAUGUCAAAACCCACGUGCUCGACGGCCGUUUUUCUACAAUCCUGGAGGAUGUGAGCGGCCAGAAAAUGACGAGUGGCAAACGAUUGAUAACCGACGACCCAUCGAGGCUGAUCCUGCGAGUGAGGUAUGGCCCGUAGGAGGGGAAGAUGAUAGUCUCAGUUUGAGCACGGCUAUCAAUUACCGUGGUGAUUCGAAUGGCGAGCAUGGCAAGGAUGGUGUCAAGAAAAGUGGAAGAUGUUCAGGAAGGGGUACACAAUUUGAUAGAAUGAAACAUUGA
Talaromyces stipitatus ATCC 10500 is the source of this 558-nucleotide messenger RNA. RefSeq lists its product as uncharacterized. The transcript is spliced from 2 exons. The coding region runs from base 163 to 558 and encodes 131 amino acids. Lineage: Eukaryota; Fungi; Ascomycota; Eurotiomycetes; Eurotiales; Trichocomaceae. The record is from RefSeq and is a predicted model, not a curated record.